Adineta steineri is the source of this 546-nucleotide messenger RNA. Lineage: Eukaryota; Metazoa; Rotifera; Eurotatoria; Adinetida; Adinetidae. The record is from the annotation of a GenBank genome assembly.
AUGUUAGGCUCUUAUCGAUUACUUAUACUCUUUCGAUUAAUUCUCUUUGAAUUACUUGGAUUAAAAUGUAUGGGAGAUGAGUCUUUUCGUCGUUAUCGUCGAUUACAUUCUUCUAUUAGUAUCACUCAUAACGCAUCUGUUAGUCCAUUGAUUAGAUAUGUUUCUGUGUCAGUGAAUGAUUAUUUUGCUGUUAUUAAUUGUUCGACUCCUGAACGCGUUCCUCAUCAUAAACUUGAUUGGUAUUUUCAAACACGUUCUUCUAUAACACCACCACGUGUUAUUUGGCAACGUGGUCGUUCGAAUAUCCAUCGUUAUAUCGCAUAUUCACCUGAUCAAUUUCGUCAUUUUUUACAAAUUAAACCACUUCAUUAUAAUGAUAGUGGAACAUAUAUGUGUUUAGAUCAAACUAGUGGUUUUUAUGCUGGAGUAGAUCUUAUAAUUGAUGAUAGUCAUAACUGUGCAUUACAAACGACAAUAUUUAUUUAUCUCUUCUUACUUUCAUUAUUCAUAUCACGAUAUACUGCAAGUGAAAGUCAAGUGACAUAA